UAGUUAGACUCGUGUAAUCGCGGGUCGCGACAACCGCAAGCAUCGAUCCAUCUGUUUACGGAGGUCGUCUGCUACGACUGCCCGACGUUCUUUGACGUGUCGCUUGACGUUUACGAAUUAUGCUGUGAGAAAAGCGCGCUUUUAUGUGACUCUUGCGGGUAAACGGAUCCGCGAUGCCAGGGACCGAAGAUAGCACGACAGAAUUAGGAGAAAUAGAAAAUGUCAGGGUGGUUGUGCGAGUUCGACCGUUAAGCAGCAAGGAGUUGGAUACCCAUUCGAGGAAUAUAAUAGAUGUGGAUGCCCUGAAUGGCGAGAUCACUAUAGAGAAUCCAAAUGCAGCGCAAGGAGAACCACCUAAAGUCUUUUCCUUCGAUGCAGUAUUCGACACAGAUUCAACCCAGGUGGACAUUUAUAAUGAGACUGCUAGGCCUAUAGUGGACAAGGUGCUGCAGGGCUACAAUGGAACGAUUUUUGCAUAUGGCCAGACUGGCACUGGCAAGACAUACACUAUGUCUGGUGCUAAGACCUCACCUCAAGCUAGAGGAAUUAUUCCAAAUACAUUUGCACACAUUUUUGGACACAUAGCUAAAGCUGAUGAAAACCAAAAAUUCCUCGUACGCGCGACAUACUUAGAGAUUUAUAAUGAAGAAGUCCGAGAUUUGCUUGGGAAGGAUCAAAAUACUCGAUUGGAAGUAAAAGAAAGGCCGGACAUUGGAGUAUUCGUAAAAGACUUGAGCGGAUAUGUGGUGAACAACGCCGACGAUUUGGACCGCAUAAUGUCGCUCGGCAAUAAAAAUCGUGUUGUUGGGGCUACUGCCAUGAAUGUAUCUAGCUCCAGAUCCCACGCGAUAUUUACAAUUACAGUCGAAUCUAGUCAGAUUGGUGAAGAUGGAGAGCAACAUGUAAAAAUGGGGAAGCUUCAUUUGGUGGAUUUAGCCGGAUCAGAAAGACAAAGCAAGACAAAGGCGACAGGUCAGCGACUUCGCGAAGCUACUAAAAUUAAUUUGUCAUUAUCUACAUUGGGGAAUGUAAUAUCCGCACUGGUUGAUGGACAAAGUUCUCACGUGCCUUACAGAAAUUCCAAGCUAACCAGGUUGCUUCAAGAUUCAUUGGGUGGAAAUUCGAAAACGUUGAUGUGUGCAAACAUCAGUCCAGCGGAUAUAAAUUAUGAUGAGACUAUAAGCACUUUACGUUAUGCGAAUCGCGCGAAGAAUAUCAAGAAUCGUGCGAGGAUUAAUGAGGAUCCAAAGGACGCUUUGCUUCGUCAGUUCCAAGUCGAGAUCGAACAGUUGCGUAAACAGUUGGAAGAGAACGGUGCGGAACUUUCGGAAUCCGAAGAAGAAUCCGAAAAUUCGGAGGAAUCGAAGGAAACAAAGCGAGAUAAGAAGGCUAGACGGAGUCAAAUAUUGUCGAUGGAAGAGUUGGAAAACAGAGACACAGAUUCGACAGAGAAAAUUGAUAAAGCUGAAAGAGAUGAUAAAAGUCCAGUGGAUAAAGAUGUCAUUGAAUUGAAAAAGACUCAGAGCGAAAAGGAAGCCUUGCGGCAGAAGAUGCAAAAUUUGCAGAAUAAAAUUUUAGUAGGUGGCGAAAAUCUGUUGGAGAAAGCAGAAGCUCAAGAACAAUUGUUAGCGGCUGCGGCGAUUGAACUUGAGCAACGAAAGAGCAGAGAAGAACAACUGAAGAAAGCUAUUAAGGCAAAAGAGGCGGAACGCAUCGACAUCGAAGAGAAGUAUUCGUCUCUGCAAGAGGAAGCGGCUGGAAAAACAAAAAAGUUGGCGCGUGUAUAUACGAUGUUGAUGUCUGUCAAGGCGGAGCUAUCCGAUUUGCAGCAGGAACAUCAAAGAGAAAUGGAAGGUUUAUUAGAAGGUGUACGGGGAAUCGGUAGAGAACUGCAACUACAGAAUCUUAUUGUGAAUCAUUACAUUCCCGUUCAAUAUCAGACGAUGAUCAAGAGAUAUGUUCAUUGGAAUGAGGAUAUCGGAGAAUGGCAAUUAAAAUGUGUAGCGUACACAGGAAACAACAUGCGUAAAGCGCAAACUAUAUCAUCGGCGGGAAAUAAUAAAGACGCAAUACCGCCAGAUAUGUCGAACAUAUAUCUCUCUUACAACACCGGAAUAGACAAUACAUUCGUGCAACCGAAGAAAGUGCGGAGCCGAUCUGGCGUUCCUCGACCAACUACGGCGCAUCGACGUACACCACAUUGAAGAAAUCAUGGAAUCAUAGAGGUUUAUUUUUUCUUAAAUCUUUUUCUUUUUUUGAUCAAUUUUUUGAGGAGAUUUACACAUCUAUAUUUGUUUGCAUCAUACUUCGCAAUAUUCUUCGAUGUUCAUAUGUGUGAUUAGAGAUAAUAUUUAUCUUAACGUUUUCGUCACGAUAUCAUUUUUAAAGCUUUAAGAUUU
Camponotus floridanus (Florida carpenter ant) is the source of this 2399-nucleotide messenger RNA. It is a transcript of the gene Klp64D, whose product is annotated as kinesin-like protein KIF3A. The record is from RefSeq and is a predicted model, not a curated record. Lineage: Eukaryota; Metazoa; Arthropoda; Insecta; Hymenoptera; Formicidae. Gene Ontology annotation, molecular function: ATP binding; microtubule motor activity; microtubule binding. The coding region runs from base 174 to 2204 and encodes 676 amino acids. Gene Ontology annotation, biological process: microtubule-based movement. The transcript is spliced from 9 exons.